AUGGUGCUCGCCUUCAGCACAGAGUCCCUUAACGGGCUCUGCUCUGAUGACCAACUUGAACUUCUGGACGCCAUCGACCAUCUACGCCUUCAGGGAAUCGACCAUUACAUCUCUCUGCCACAAAUCAUCGUGUGUGGUGAUCAGUCUUCGGGGAAGAGCUCCGUGCUUGAAGCUAUAUCAGGUGUUCCUUUUCCCGUCAAGAGUAAUCUCUGCACCUGUUUCCCAACAGAAUUAGUCCUCCGACGAACGCCCGAGACUGGAGUAACUGUCUCCAUCGUUCCCGAUUCUUCCUAUAACUCAACUGAGAAUGGCCUUCAUAAAUUUCAUGAGGAGCUCGACGGAUUUGAAGGGUUCCCCGACCUCGUCGAAAAAGCUAAGGUGGCCAUGGGAAUCACAACUUUAGGCAAAGCCUUCUCAAAAGAUCGCCUUCGCGUCGAGAUCACAGGACCCGACCGUCCUCAUCUCACAAUCAUCGACAUGCCAGGUCUCAUUCACUCAGAAACGAAGACACAAAGCAAGACAGAUGUUAGACUUGUUCGACAAGUGGUGAGGUCAUAUAUGAAACAGCCUCGAAGCAUCAUACUAGCUGUCGUUUCCGCCAAGAACGACUUUGCGAACCAAGCGGUCCUCAACUUUGCCCGAGAGGUAGACGAGAGAGGGAGUAGAACCAUGGGUGUGAUCACUAAGCCAGACUGUCUGGUUGAAGGAUCCGGAAGUGAAAAAGCCUUUAUUUCCUUGGCGAGAAAUAAUCAAGUCAAUUUCGACCUCGGUUGGCACGUUCUCAAAAACCUUGACUCGGAGACUCAAAAGGGCUCUUCACUCCUAAACCAGCGAAAUGUCGAGGAAGCUCGAUUUUUCUCCAGGGGUGCCUGGAAAGAACUUCCCCCAUCCAUGUUAGGGAUCAACGAGCUCAGAAAACGGCUUAGUGAUGUGUUGCUCAAACAAAUCGCCUUCGAGCUGCCGAGUCUCAUUCGCGAAAUUGAAUCGGGCUUAGAUGAAUCGCGCGAGAAGCUUAAGGAGCUUGGAGAACCGCGACGUACUUACGACGAGCAGCGGCUUCAGCUCCUCCAAGUCAGCCAAGGUUUUCAAUCUCUUGUUGAGGGCUCUGUCAGCGGGUCGUAUGACGAUCCCUUCUUCGAGGACGCCCAAUCAGAUAAGGGAUAUGAACAGCGAAUUCGUUCGGUAAUUCAAAACAUGAAUAAGGAGUUCGCCGAUGAAAUUACGGCACAUGGCCACCGACGUGAAGUUGGAAGCAAGUCCCAGACGCCAGAUCAAAAUCCAGAAUACGUCACGAGGGAAGUUUUCCUCGACCAUGUCCAGAGCAUGAUGCAAAGGACUCGAGGCCAAGAGCUACCAGGGAUAUUUAGUCCUCUUGUCGUAGCUGACCUAUUUAGGCAGCAAUCUUCUCCAUGGGAGGAGAUCGCACGGGGUCACGUCAAGAAGGCCUGGGACUCAGCUGUGAAAUUCCUCGAAUUGGUCAUUGAGCAUGUCGCAGACCCAUCGAUUAGCAAUUCUCUUCUUGAAAAAGUGAUCCGGCCUGCCUUGAAAACGUUACUUACGGAUGCUGAAGUUAAGACUGCUGAGUUGCUAAAAUCUCACCAUCGUGUCCAUCCGAUUACCUACAACCAGGAGUACGCGGAGACUAUUCAUUUCCCCGGCAGUCACUCCAGGGAGGAAAUAUCCAACAUUGUUCGCAGUUUCUUUGGCUUGUCUAGUAUCAGCAAUGGGAAUCAAUACUUGAACAACAAUAAUUAUAAUCUUAGCAGGCUUGUUGACAAUCUAUCUAAGCGGGUUGAACCUACUACCGAACGACUUGCAGCCUCUGAAGCACUUGACCGCAUGCUCGCGUAUUACUAUAUUGCCUUGAAACGUUUUAUUGACGGUAUCGCUAUUGAGGUCAUCGAGCAAAAGAUUCUUGUUCCUCUCUCCGAUAUCCUUUCCCCCGUAGCUGUCUUCAAGAUGCCGGCGAAGGUAGCAGAUCUCAUCGCUGGCGAGUCGUGGGAAAGCCGAUCGAAGCGACAGGACUUAACUAAGAAGAUCGAUGUUCUGCGAGAAGGGCUAGGUACAUGCGAACGAUUUGUCAGUUCGAGACUAAAGGAUGAACAAAAUUCUCAGCAGGAAGAGGCUGCAGGCGAAGACCUAGAUACUAGUGAUUUAUCUGUGGGGAUCCCGACUGCGAGCGACACGGAGGAGGCUGGGGUUGUUUGA
Hypoxylon trugodes is the source of this 2208-nucleotide messenger RNA. RefSeq names its product dynamin family protein. The coding region runs from base 1 to 2208 and encodes 735 amino acids. The record is from RefSeq and is a predicted model, not a curated record. The transcript has 3 exons. Gene Ontology annotation, molecular function: microtubule binding; GTPase activity; GTP binding. NCBI's taxonomy places the organism in Eukaryota, Fungi, Ascomycota, Sordariomycetes, Xylariales, Hypoxylaceae. Gene Ontology annotation, cellular component: cytoplasm; membrane; microtubule.